GAGUUGAGACGCACACACACACACCUUAUCAUCCCAGUCUAACAGGGAAGAAAUUAAGUCUUUUUGUACCUGGUGAAGAAGAACAAUGUCCGUAAAAAGUACAAAAUCAGGACCUGAAAGUCGACCAUCCACUGCAGCCAGCAUGUCUCCUCGAGGGGGGAGAGGUCCACCAGCUGGCAGAUCCCCGACUGCCGGUAGAUUUAAAAACAAGGCUCUUCAACUCAGCCUCUCCAAGAAAUUCUGCUCCAAGUCUCCCGUGACUCCAAAAAAGGGCAAUGGUAGUGGUGAGGAGAACCGUCGGCGCAGUAAAAGGAGCCUCAGCAACAGUUCAGCAGUGGCUGCCGCCUACAUUGCCUACCUCAAUAAACUCUUUGGACAGGAGAGAGAGCUGAUGCCGCUGGAGUUAGAUGAACUGCGAGAGGCCUUCAAGGAGUUUGACUACGAUGCGGAUGGCUUCAUCCAUUACAAAGACAUUGCCGACUGCAUGAGGACCAUGGGCUACAUGCCGACAGAGAUGGAACUCAUUGAAAUCAUCCAGCAAAUCAAGAUGAGAUGGGGUGGCCAUGUAGACUUUGAUGACUUCUGUGAGUUAAUGGGCCCAAGGAUGCUGGCUGAGACUGCACACAUGGUCGGCCUCAAGGAGCUGCGUUGUGCCUUCAAACAGUUUGACAGCAACGGUGAUGGAAAGAUCACACUCGAGGAGCUGAAGGAUGGCAUGAAGACCCUCCUGGGUGAGAAACUGAAGAAGGGGGAGCUAGAGGAGAUCCUCGGUGACAUUGACCUCAACAAAGACGGCAACAUCGACUUUGAUGAGUUUGUGAUGAUGCUCUCUGCUCGAUGACCAUAAGAGGAAGAGGACGCCACACUACCAUCUGGUCCUGUAAUUUAGCUUGACUUGCCCUUUAUAGGAAAUGUAAUUGAGUCAUAAUUAAAAGGUGGCAAUUGUGCAAAGGGGUGUUAUGAAAUUAAGCAAUGGCGCCCUCUUGCGCCUUCAACAAGUAUUUCACUUCAAUAGAGUUUACCAACAAAUGGGGGUUUGGCAAUUGAAGCGUUUAUUCAAAGUUCUGAUGCUUAACUUAACACAAUCUCUUUACAUAAAACAGUCAUAACAGUGAUGGAAAAAAAUACUAUUUGAACACACUUCAUACCAUGAAAGGAAGGAAUGGUAACAAAGUAUGGUCUAACUUUAAACCACAAUGUCCAAAAAUGGUGUAAGGCAAAUGCAGAAACAGUGCAGGUUCUCAACUCCAGCACAGCGGGAACUGGAGAUUAAUAUAAAAGGUCUGCCUGACAGACGCAUAUACAGUACACUGAAUGCAAAUUCAUAUUGCAAUAUGCCCUAUUCAAUACAUUUCAAUAGAAACAUUAGGUCAGAACGUAUAUUCUUCCUGAAAAUGUAUUUGUUAAUUUAACACGUAGUUGAAAAUUGACGGUGUAAGAGAUGAAAUUAGACAUUCUCAUGCUUUGUGAGAAAUUUAGGAAGAUUUUAGGAGUAUGGGUGGAAGAUUUUCAUGAGCGUUUCUCUGCAUGACCGAAUAUACACAAAAUGUACACAAAAUGGGGCUCAUUCUCGUACUAGCCUGUUGCACUUAUUUCAAUUUUUCCGCAGCAUUUUGGAUUUCCCUUUUGAGAAACAAACUUUCUUGCGGUUUUCAACAGGUAUGACGUCGCCCAAACCAUCUCAAAGACUACUUCCUACCUUUCAUGUGAAUAGUAAAAAAAUCUACAUACAAAGUCUUCACACUUGAGGAAGUUCAUUUCCACAUUCUAAGUGCAAGUCGCACACUGUUUGAGAUUCAUGUCUGAUGUUAGAGAAUGUGUGUCAAUGGCAGUAUCCCUGAGACGGUCUGGCCAAAUGUCAAUCACAAAAAAAACCCAAACAUCGCAUGGAGAAUGAAGAGGAAGCCCUAGUUGCUGUCGGGGAUGCUCUGUAGAUAUGUGAGGAUGUGCCGGAUCUUCUCCAAACGCCCUUUGAGACUAGUCAUGGAGAGGACACACAGCUGGUAGCGCCGGUCGAUAGGCAGGACGGCCAGGAGCCACCAGCAGCAUGCUGGACCGUUAGGAGUCGCCUAGAAUGCAGGAGACAGGACCUCAUUAUCAGUAUUACUCAAAUCUGAAAAGUGUUCUCACUUAAAGCAAAACUGACAGAUAUAUAAUAAACAGGAUCAAUUUGAGCCAGGCUGAAAGUGCAAUUAUAGCUGGGGUGUUUAUUUACCUAAUACAAAGGAGACAGUGUGUUUAACUGGAAGCAAAUUUAAAGUAUUUUUUGCCUGAAUUAAGCAUUUUUAAGCAUAAAAAUAGCUAAACAUUCAGACGACCCAUUCAAAGAUGUCAUAAUGUGUAGUAUUUUACACUGUUCAUUAGGCAGUAGUUAAGACUUGAUUGCUGGAACGAUUGCGGGUUUUUUGUUUUUUUUUUAGUUUAUUUCCAACACGAAAAACAUCCAAAGCACAACAAACCAACCAAAAUCAAUACAACUAAAAAUACCUAUGCAUAUAAACGUCCACAUGUUCGAAAGGGAGUGGGAAGAAGUCAAGACUUAUCUAGUCCCACCCCCCUUGUUUGAAUUAACAAGUGCAAUAAUUCCUAACGCGGACUACUGUUGGAAGCCAAUUAACUCAACUUAACCCUAGACACCACUUCCUGUCCUCUCUCCACUAGGCACGGCCAAGUGGAGUGUACUACUACUACUACCGGUAUUGGCUCGGCAUGCCUGGAACCUUGGCAUUUGUCAACGGAAACUCAUUCAAAUUGAGCUUCAGUCCACUGCCAAUACCGUGAAGAUAAAAGAAGUCGAGCAUUACAUCUGACAAUAAAUGUAUUUCAUUCACAUUUGGCGAGUAAAUCCUCCACAGCGCCAGUUCAGCCUGCGCAUCAGACUGACAAGGAGAUUCUCUUCAUGACACUUGUGACGUACAAGCACCGGUAGGAUUAGCCAUGAAGCACCCAUAAAGCUCUUCAGCCAAUAUUGUCAAAAGACUCCGCCCCUGUGGUUGUCCUCUGGAGCGGGAGCUGUAAUCCUUUUCGCCAUACACUCGGGAGCAGAGUGCACACAACAAGCGUUUUCCUGGCAUUAGGGACCUCUAAGGCGGUUAAGUCUAUUGUAAUGUAGGUUUCCUGAGAGGAAACAUUAGUGGAAUUGACUCUCUGGUUGGACGUUUCAAAGAUCGAUGAAUUGUGGGAAAGAUUGUGUGACCAAGGAGGACGUCAAAACAAAUAAUACAUGAUUGAUAAUUUUACAUAGUUAUCCCUGAGUCUGAUUUCUCUCUCAGACUCCUGAAAUAUGUUGCUGACAGUUUGAAAAAUAUGAAUUAUCUUAUAUCCUGAGUUGACUUAUGCAGUACAUGCAACCCAACAGGACUUCAUUCACACACAAACACAGGACCUGCUAGGAAAUAAAGUAUCUCAAAAGCGGGGCAAAACAGGACUUAAAAAGGGGUUGUCUUAUAUUCUGGAUAUAUACACUGGAUCAGGGGUGCUCACACUUUUUCAGCAUGCGAGCUACUUUUAAAAUGACCGAGUCAAAAUGAUCUACCCACUACAAAAAUGCAAAACAUCUAUUUAUUUUCAAAUGUAUUGAGGAUUAUUUGUACGUACAAUGUAUGUUGAUGUACCUUACAUAACCAAAUGUAACCCUGGUUCAAUUCCUCGGCCAUCUCUGUGUGGAGCCAAUAUUGCAAAACACACAUAAUUAACAAUUAACAUUUUUUGUAAUUACCUCCACAUUACUCCACAUUUCCCUUCUUUGGUACUGCGAUGGUAGAAUGGCAUAUGAGGCAAACGCACUUCGAAAAAGACAUUGUGAAAAAAAAGUCCACCUCCCAUUCCGUAUGGAAGUGAUAUGUUUUUGCCUUUUUACUUGGUCCAGCUCCUUCACUCAUUUUAGUGACCAUAAACUUUAGCGAGGGCUUAAAAUCUGACGCAAUUCGCUGACUAGCUUAGCACUUUGCAUCGUUGUUUACGCAUGAGCGGUGACCUAAAGGUCAAAAUUCAGGUGUCAUCUGACUGGUUGUCCUGUAUGCCAAUCAAGUAACGGGGAUGGAUGAUAGGCUGACAUCGUAAGUUCUGCUGCACUUAGAGACGUUGUUUGAUUUGAUUGGUCGCCCGAAGGGCAACAUUCAGUUGUCAUCUGAAUGGCUGCCCUGUAUAUCAAUCAAGUGACGGCAUUGAUGCGAGGAUGAUAUUUUUUUAAUGUCACGCCGCGAUCGACCAGCGAUCGACCAGUACCACCUCCGCGAUCGACCGGUAGAUCGCGAUCGACUUAAUGAGCACCCCUGCACUGGAUGAAAAGAUUUGGAAAAUGUGCAUUUGUGUAUCAGACAUCUUGACAAGGCCAAGCAAUGUACCUGGAUAUCAGCUUCUGGCUCUGGCAUUGGUCCAAAGUGCUGUAGGAUCUGGUUGUGAAAGUGCAACUUGAGGUUUUGGAACCAGGUACGAGCCUGCUCGUACACGGCAUCGUGCAGCUCCUGUAGGCUCGCCAGCUCUUUGCCGUCAUCCACCUAAAAGUCAAUAUUGAGCACCGGUAACUUUUCCAUUCUGGAACAGUGGUGAUUAUAUAAGGGCUUUGGCGCGACUGCCAGGAUGAUAAUGAAGGUUUGUACCCGAGUGUCUUCCAAAUGCUCGAUGUCAGCAAUGUAGUAACCGUCCCUCAUUCCUCGAGAGAGGACACGGAAGCGCGUCCCUCCAACAGUGUCCACCACUGAUCUACCAUCAGGCAAGAAGUGGACACUCCGGAUGAUGAGCAUGCAUCCGUAGUCAACGAACCUGCCGGGGAGGAUUCCAUUAUGUAAUCAAGACGAAACGUAACACCCACGUCAUCAUCAUGCAACUAAUGAUUAGAUGCCUUCAGUCACUAGAUUGGAGGUUUUAAAGUACAAUGACUUGCACAAACACCUUGUCUGCAGACUUACCCUUUCUGCGGGUCGCUAAUACACAUCCCAAACUGCCGUGUGCCCGUGUCCACGCAGCGGCGGAUCAUCAGGCGGUAACGUGGCUCGAAGACAUGCAGGGGGCAAGGCACGGUGGGGUACGCCAUGGUACACACAAAGAUAGGCACGUUCUUUGUUAGGCUAGAAGAAAGUUGGAGAAAAGAGAAUGACAUCGUCCUCUGGUAAAUAAGCACAAGCUUCGACAAACACGAGCUAACUUACUGGGAAAGCUCUCUGGUUUCAUCCAGGUGAGUUUUGGAUCUCUCGUCAUGCUCCUUACCCAAAUACUGUUUGAUCAGCACAUCCAAGACACUCGUCACCAUGUACUUCCUACUUGCUAGAUACUGGGGAGGAGCAGUCCGUGAGUAUACGCAUGUUAUUGUUCUUAGAAGGGUGAAGUGUGUACCCUUCCUCACCUCUUUUAGGCUCUCUUUACAGAGGGGACACUGCGGCAUGUGGUCCAAACAGCGUUCCAGACAGUUUUUACAAAAGGUGUGGCCGCACGGUGUUGUCACAGGCUCGUAUAAUAACCUGGUUUGAACACGAGAUCAGAGUCAAGCACUUUCAUGAUCACAUUUCAAAUUUUACAAUCACACGUCAACCCUGAUAAGUUACUGAUGCUGUUAUUGUCCAAAUCCAAUUACCGGAAUUUCCAGACUAUAGAGCACACCUGUAAUUAGCCUCAACCGCUAAAUUUCAAGAGCAAAACAAAGAUUUGGACAUAUAUAGGCCACACCUGUCUAUAUGACGCAGGUCUCCAUGUCGUAACAUGGGAUGUGUAGUACACAGAAAUAAACACAAAAGAACGUGUAACACGGCAGGUUAAACAGUGCCUGUAACUUACCAGAAGUUACAGUACAGUACCUCAGCAUCACAAUUCAAGAGCCUCGUCUCUUUUUGUGUCACUUUCUCGAACCGUUAGCCAUUUAGGCUGAGCUAAAGCUCUUCACGGCGGUCCGAGUAGCCCAAAUAGAAGCUGGAGUAAUUUCUACACUUGAUCAAACUUACUUCGCUGCGUAAGACUUCAAAACAUGAGAUUUAGCUUCCACUUCACUCGUCCAUGUCACUACUUCCUGAAGCUGCACUCUAAGCAUCGUGGGAAACGUUGUUUUUAGCCAUAAAUUAGCCGCUUCACUGUAAAAAUCGCAGGGUUCUAAGGAUGAGAAAAAGUAGUAUACACCCCUGAUCAAACUCUUAAGACCAGUUGAAAAAUUGCAGAAUUUACAUUUUUCACUUUGGAUCUCAAGGAGGUUCUAAGUUGAGCUUCAAAAUGCAACAAUUGGUAUGAGACAAAAAAAAGAAAGCAUUAGAGCAAACACGCCGGCCUCACAGCUAGGACCGGAGUUCAAUUCCCAUUAAUUAUGCCUUUCUAUAUAUAGCACUAAGUGCAAUGAGCUUAUUGUCUCAAUUUUCAAGAGGAACUAACGAUGCACCAUCAUUUAUAUGUGGAUUGGGUUUUAGUUUUCUUAGGUCUACCUCUCGGUGACAUCACGAAUGUUGACGGUCAGUUAAAUGUGGCUUAAUUGUAGACACUCCUCGGCCAGGUGUUUGCAGCUGUCGUGUGGGGCGCAGGCCCUCCACAGCCCGGUGCUAGGCGCUUGUAGCAAGGUGUAGCUUUUCCAGAGUUGCAGCGCAAACAAUUUUGUUUAGCUCCAAUCUUCCGGACACCUUCUGCACAUUCGUAUGAGAAGGGAGGGGGCAAUGCUUGAAACGCUUAGGAAAAAUUAAGCAGUUCGAUGUAGUUUUAAGCAUGUGAAAUAAGAUUAUAACAGUAGUAUCUACUUUAAAUUGAAGGGAAAAAAUUGGUUGCUGAGACGUUUGGGUGACCCCUGGAAAUGGUAGUGCUGCACCUGAGUGGGAAUGUAGACAUUGAAUCCACAUUUUUGCUUUUAAAGGCUGUGGUCUUAACUUUUGGUCACUUGAUGGAGAACCUAUUUCAGUUCAAUGCUUGUUUGCAAUAAAUUGCUUACUCAAAAUAUUUUCUUCAAUUUCUAAUUUUUGCAUGAUGAAGCUCUACUUACAAACUCCUGAAGAUCAAACAGGGCAAAAAAUUGAUUCUUGCAAUGUUUCAACUCGUCUGAAGAUUUUCAUCAGUAAUGUACACCGGAAAAUGAUUUGAAGUGUACAUAGCCUCACCUCAUGCAGAGAGCACACUCAAGAUCAUUGGGGUCAAUGAGGUUCAGGGAAACACGUCUGCACGUUUUAGCUUGGGCUUUUUUGGAGCUUUUUUUCAGACCUUGAGGAAAUGGAAAGAAUAACAUCACGUUAGUCAAGCUGCAAAAAUAUAUACACUCAUCCCUCAUUUAUUGCUGUUAAUUGGCUUCAUAUGUGACCAUGAUUAAUCAAUUUCCGCAAAGUGGGAUUCGUUAUUUUUAAAUCAAAUAUUUUCAUAGUUAAGAGCAUAGAAAUCCUGUUUACCAAAAUCUACAUAGCGGUAUUCAAAUUCUGAGAUCCCCUAAACAUGGAACAACACCCUAUAGCAGGGGUGGGCAAACUACGGCCCGGGGGCCACAUACGGCCCGCCAAGUGUUUGAAUACGGCCCGCCCGUUCUUUCCAAAGUAUUUCAUUUAAAGUCAACAUACAAGCUGGAGACGACAUUUUCAUGGUUUGGCGGUUUUAUCAAUUUUGUUAUUUGAUGCGAUCUGUUGUUUACAAAGUGAAAAAAGGGACACAAGCACAUAAUAAUAAUAAUAAUAAUAAUAAUAAUAAUAAAUAAUAAAUUUAUUCUUAUUAUUAUAAAUUUAUAAUGCACUUUACAUCAAAUAAAUGAUCUCAAAGUGCACAUAUAGCAGAUUGCAUAACACUUUUACAGAUACAAUAAUUUCGUUAUUUGAUGCGGUCUGUUGUUUACUAAGUGCUCCUGAAAAAAGGGACACAAGCAUAUAAUAAUAAUAAUAAAACAAUUAAUAAUAAUAAUAUAAAUAAUAAUACAUUUAUUAUGAUACAUUUAUAACGCACUUUACAUCAAAUAAAUGAUCUCAAAGUGCCCAUAAAGCAGAUUGCAUAACACUUUUACAGAUACAAUCAUUCCAGCUGGACUGUUACGUGUAAAAUAUUGAGUCUGGCCCCCCCGUCAAUUUUGUUAAAUCAAUGUGGCCCGCCAGUCAAAAAGUUUGCCCACCCCUGCCCUAUAGUCACCUUUACCGAAUAUAGUAUAUAUAUUAAGAAAAUAAGUAAUGUAAAACAAAAAUCAUGCAUGCGUGUUUCAAAGUCUUCCUGACAUGUGGACAGGAAAUGUUGGACAUUCAGAAUUGAGUUGAAGCUAGUGUACGGCCACAACAGUACCCUGUUUUAUUGUGUUUAUAAUGAUGAUUAUUAUUGUUAUUGUUUGUAUCUGCAGUAAUUGUUGCUCAAGGGACAACACUAAAGAAAUAAAACUAAUAUACUUGAGUGUACUUAGCAGUGUGUUGUUCCGAGAUCAAAACUGCAAUCUUUGAAGUGUAGGAACCGUCUUUAAAGCCACACAUGAUCGUUGACACUAAGCAAAAGGGGGAGUGAGGGGUUACACACCAACAAGCAAGCUGGAAAUUAGACGAAAAUGUGCAGCAGGAAAGUAUAGUUGAGGCACUUUUUGUUUCAGUAUGCCAAAAACAGAAAAAACUAACCUGGGUGCUGCUUUUUCUUUUAAUUUUUCACAUUUAAAUUUACUUUUUGCUGUGUAAUGGGCUGUUGAUGUUGUGCUGUUUGACAGUAAAUAGUUGUAAAUGUACUAAUACACAUCAGAUUGGACCUUUGAUCCUAUUUGAGAUGGGUCUGUUUUUGUAGAAAUGCGUUCCAUGUUGAGCACACUAAGCCACAAAAAUAAUAAUCAUAUGAUGUAAUUAUAUUUACAUUACACAUUUAUUUAUUAGAAAUCAAUUUAAGCCAGGAAAUAAUCUCAGGAGCCAUUUAGGAGCCCGAAGAGAUCUGCUAUUUCCAUAGAUUAGAUUUACAAUAUUUAAAAUAACUGAAAACACAGCAAAUGUUGAGAUUCACAUUUCCAUUUGAUGAAGCUCCCAGUGCUGGCAGCACUCAUGCAGCCCCUGACCAUGACGACAAUUAUCCUUGUACUCACUUGUGCUGCCAGCUAUUUCGAUAAUAACGGCUGUCUGUCGAGUCAUUUUCAGAUUCCUAUAGUAUUGUCCCUUGAGAGGCUAUCCUGUCAUAAAAAUGGUUGACUUAAUUACUCAUAGCGUAACCACUAACAAUCCUGAGGAGAACAAAAAACCCUGCACAAUGACCUACCUUGUUUUUUAUACUUGCUUCCCCCCUUGUCCACAAUGCAAGUCUCUGUGUCACAGACAGACAACUUCCUCUUCAGCAAGACCGUCUUCUCCUCGCCUCCAAGCUGAGGGGCGGAGGAAACCCUCUUCAGGCCCUCUUCACCGCCUGUCUCAUAGUCAAAACGAGCCGAAUCAGCUUCGCUCAGACAGGGACGCUUAAGACUCCCCCGGCGUUUCUGUAGAGUCAAAAGCAAGACGAUGAGAAUAUUCUCACAUAAACAAAAUAAACAAAGGCACACGGCUGCAAGGACACUGCUCUGACCUGUUGUUGGUUUGGUCUUUGGACUGGACUAUGCUGACUGGCUUGUGCAUCAGCCACCAAGGUUUUAUUGUGCAGAUGGGCCACUGGAUUUUGUGCAGUUUCCCUAACAAUGACCUUGACGUUGUCACCGGAUGAAGAGAGGAGGUCACAGAAUAUCUGUAAAAAAAACAAAACAACAACUUUGAAAUACUGCAAAUACAUGGAUAGCUGUUGUAGUAGUCCCUUAGUAUCAUAAAACACCAGGAUGCACAGUCUAGUAUCCACACUACAAGAUACAUGAAAAACAAUGCAGCUCUUGAAUAUUUGCAACAUUUUAUAAUCAUAAUUAUUAGAGCCCUGUAGACACGAAACCCCAUCCCUGGAAUACAUAGGCCUACAGAGACUGAACUGGAAAGUGAAACCAGCAAAAUGCAACAAAAUGGGAGAUCAGUGAAGCACACAAGUGUAUUCAAGAGUCUUGCAAACUGCAUGCUGAGUACGACAAAUUCAUACAUCUUGGCAGGUCUGCCCUCUCACAUCCCCUGAUAGUUCACUGCGCACCCGCCCCACGACACUAGAUAGAUAAGACUGGUUACUCCGCAUCCAUAGUUUGUCCUGCACGGGUUCGGCUGCCAUGAAGGGAAGCAGAAUCCACAAACACAAUAUUGUCCAAAAGACAAUAUUUGUCAUUUUUCUGGUUUCCCAAAGACAAAUGACAAGUAUAUGUGUCAUAAAAACAAACAAGUUGAUUAGCCAUUACUAAAAAUAAAUGUUGCAUUGUGUAAACACUGCAAGUAAACACCAUUUUUUGACAAAAUACUGAAUUCACCCAAGGUUUACGAUUUAUGUUUUGGAAUAAGAGUCCAGAUGUAAAUCCACUAAGUUUUUUCAAGGACCAAUACCAAGUUAAGGUGAGUCAUGCUAGAUUACACCUCAAAAGGUGUUCCGUUAGUAUCUCAUUAUUUUAACAUCCCCUACAGCAAAACGGUUUGUUUUCCAAUGACACUGUUAGGAACACCUUAAUAAAAGCUGGCACUUAAACAGCGGAGUGUCAACAUUAAACACCACUAAGAUGAAUCAUCUCAUUUGUAGCCAAUUAAUGUGGGCCAAGCCAGGACAUAUACAGUGCAUCCGGAAAGUAUUCACAGCGC
Messenger RNA from Doryrhamphus excisus (bluestripe pipefish), 10583 nucleotides. Its product is annotated as calcium-binding protein 2-like. Gene Ontology annotation, cellular component: cytoplasm. Gene Ontology annotation, molecular function: calcium ion binding; calcium channel regulator activity. Lineage: Eukaryota; Metazoa; Chordata; Actinopteri; Syngnathiformes; Syngnathidae. The record is from RefSeq and is a predicted model, not a curated record.